Molecule: messenger RNA, 2187 nt
Organism: Cajanus cajan (pigeon pea)
Lineage: Eukaryota; Viridiplantae; Streptophyta; Magnoliopsida; Fabales; Fabaceae
Product: ultraviolet-B receptor UVR8
Source: RefSeq, a predicted model, not a curated record
AUCUCAUGCCUUAAAUAUAGGUUCUUCUGUUUUUUUAUUUUCUCUGCUUAAUUAUAUACAUUCUAAGCACACCGAGACAAUGGUGGACAACACCGCCAGAAAAUGUUCUAUUAAGGUUGUUGCUGUUGCUGCGGGUGAAGCGCACACUCUCCUUCUUACCGGGGAUGGACAUGUGUAUUCUUGGGGAAGAGGAAUACUGGGGCGACUUGGUGGAGGCUCUGAACACGACCAGCAUUUUCCGGUUCAGGUCAACUUUGGUUCAGAAGAAGACUCUGUCAGAAUAGUGGGAAUUGCCGCGGGUGCUUAUCAUAGUCUUGCACUGGCAGAUGAUGGAUCUGUUUGGUGCUGGGGCUACAAUAUAUAUGGUCAACUUGGUAUCAAUGGAGAGGACUUCCAUGGCAGAAAAUAUAGUGAUGGAGAUUAUUCUGUAGUGCCCUGCUUAUUGAAUAAGUUUCUGGAGUUGCACCCCCCUGAUUCUUCAUCAACUGUUCCAGAAGCAGAAGGAAAAACAUCGCUAAAGAUAAUUGCUGUCAAAGCAGGAGGAAUGAUGUCUCUGGGUAUAGACAAUCUUGGGGCCUUAUGGAUGUGGGGAAAUUGUCCUCAACAAAGCAAAGAACUUGGCUUCUCUCUUAUAAGUAAUUUCACUCCAACACCAGUGUGGGAUUUUCAUGGUCACACUGUGGUUCAAGUUGCAUGUGGAAAUGAACAUGUUGUGGCACUUGUUACUGGUGGAGAAUCAUACAAGGGUGUGGAUGAUCUAGUGUGCUACUCUUGGGGUAACAACAGCCAUGGCCAAUUAGGCUUAGGGGACACCAAGAACAGGCCACGACCAGAAGUGGUGAAAAUGAAAACAUUUGAUCUUGAGUCCCCUUGUGCAAUUUAUGAGGUAGCAUGUGGUGCCUUUCACACUGCUUUGCUCACCCGCAAUAAGAGGCCUAGUGACACAUUACAAAGCACAUGCUGGACAUUUGGCCUUGGUGAUAAUGGACAACUUGGACAUGGAACAACACAAAGCACAUUGCUUCCUGAGCCUGUUAAAGAAUUGCCACAAAAUGUGUAUCUUGUUUCUAUUGACUGUGGCUUGUUUCAUACUUGUGUUGUAUCCUCUGAGGGGGAUGUGUGGUCAUGGGGAAUGGAGAAGGGUCUUGGCUUAUGCCCGGAUGAUAGUUAUGGUGGAACAGAUUCUGGUGAUGCUCUUUCUCCUCUUCUUGUUUCAUGCAAUCCACACCAACCUAAAUUUCCAGAACCAGUUCAAGUUGCAUGUGGGGCUGCUCAUACUGUUAUUGUUGCACAAGAGGGGUAUAAGCUCUGGUCUUGGGGUAGAGGAAGGAGUGGAGUUCUUGGAAAUGGUAAAACUAUGGAUAAUUACACGCCCACUACAGUGUUAUGGCCUCCACUUGUAGAAGAUUUCAAACAAGAGGAACUACAUAGCUCAAAUAAGCACAAUAAAAAUGAGGCUAAAGAUGUCAUAGAAACAAAUGAGAGAUUAUCUUCAGCAUUGAAAGAACUGAAGUUGCUUCAAACAAAGUUAUCUGUGAUGGAAAAAUAUGCUAGUAUUCUUCAUGGUUCUAUCUUUGGGGAACCCUUUGGUGAGCAAGAUAUCCAUGCUUCAUUAGAAAAUUCAAGUGUAUCUGAUAUAACAAAGGAAUGGGAGAACAUGUUAGAGGCAGCAGAUCGUACAAAGCUAAUUAAGUUGGAAAUGCUCUACCAAAACAUGCUUACAGGUGUGAAAGAUAAACUGAUGAAAAGAAGGAUCAAGGAGAUUAUAAAUGAAUGUCUACAAUCUUCGCGAGUGGAAAAUUAGUAUAUAUACAUGUAAAAAGAAAAUCACUCUGGUCAAAGGAUUGCACAUGCAUAUUAAUAGGCAAUCUGUGCUCAAAUUAUUGUCUUGAUAUUUACUUUUGUACUUGUUAUAAUAUCCUUGUAAGUCUCUCUUGUGUGAGAGUUCUGUACAUAGUUGAGCAAAAAUUACCCUCAAUUUUUAUGCCACAAAAUGUUUAGAUGUUAUACUUAGUAGUUGUAUCUAUCUUUUUAUUGGAGUAUAACUUGCUCAUUACUCCUCUUAGUCUAUUGGUUUUAUGCUCGAUUAUUAUUUUGUGAGUUUAUUUAUGAAAAUGUGAAUUGUAACUCUUAAAGUUGAAUUUAAUGUCGAGAAGAGAUAAAUAUUAGAAGGGGGAUUGAAUAGUA